Messenger RNA from Sardina pilchardus (European sardine), 2440 nucleotides. RefSeq names its product atypical chemokine receptor 3a (gene ackr3a). Gene Ontology annotation, cellular component: membrane. The transcript is spliced from 2 exons. Gene Ontology annotation, biological process: G protein-coupled receptor signaling pathway. Bases 163 to 1311 code for a protein of 382 amino acids. Gene Ontology annotation, molecular function: G protein-coupled receptor activity. The record is from RefSeq and is a predicted model, not a curated record. NCBI's taxonomy places the organism in Eukaryota, Metazoa, Chordata, Actinopteri, Clupeiformes, Clupeidae.
CUUCUGCACUCUUGCUGAAAUUGGACGGAGUAGCCUAGUCUAGGCACAGUCGUCUUCGGUAGCCUAUCCCAGAGUCCGGGAGGAUAGGAGGUCACAGUCAACUUAUCUGAAAGACUGACGCGCAAGCAAACUUUCUCUGGAUUUAACCUGCCAACCGGAGAGAUGAGCUUUGAAAUAUCGGAGCUCAUUCCCUUCCUGGAGGAGCUGAACUUCACGGAGCUGAACAACACGCACUGGGACAUCUGCCCGUCGGCGGUGGAGCGCGGCGCCCUCCUCCAGCUCAUGUGCACGCUCUACGUCUUCAUCUUCGUGGUGGGCCUGGCGGCCAACGCGCUGGUGGUGUGGGUGAACGUGCGCACCGAGCACGGCCACCGCCACCGCCACGAGACGCACCUGUACAUCCUCCACCUGGCCGUGGCCGACCUGUGCGUGGUGGCCACGCUGCCCGUGUGGAUCGCCUCGCUGGCGCAGGGCGGCCACUGGCCGUUCGGCGAGGCCGCCUGCAAGCUCACGCACCUGGUCUUCAGCGUCAACCUGUUCGCCAGCAUCUUCUUCCUGGCGUGCAUGAGCCUGGACCGCUACCUGUCGGUGGCGCGCUGCGGGGCCGAUGGCGGCGGCGGCGGCUCGUCCACGUCGGGCCGGCGGAGGAGGGAGGUGCGGCGGCUGGUCUGCGCCGGCGCCUGGCUCCUGGCGCUGGCCGCCUCCGUGCCGGACACCUACUUCCUGCGGGCGGUGCUGGUGCCGCACACCGACGUCACCCAGUGCUGCCCCGUCUACCCCGAGGGGAGCCAGCCCGAGUGGAUGGCUGCCGUUCAGAUCGGCUUCGUGGUGCUGGGCUUCGCUCUGCCCUUCCCGGUCAUCGCCGUGUCCUACGUGCUAUUGGCCAGAGCCCUGUCUUCCCCUUCCUCCUCCUCUUCCUCCUCCUCCUCCUCCUCCUCCUCCCCUCUGGACCACGAGCGCAGACUGAGCCGCAAGGUCAUCCUCACGUACAUCGUGGUGUUCCUGGUGUGCUGGGCGCCCUACCACCUGGUGCUGCUGAUGGACGCCCUUAUGCUGCUGGGCCCGCUGCCGCGCACCUGCGCCCUGGAGAACGCGCUCUACGUGGGCAUGAAUCUCACGCAGUGCCUGUCGCUGCUCCACUGCUGCGUCAACCCCGUGGUGUACAGCUUCAUCCACCGCCACUAUCGCUACGACCUCAUGAAGGCCUUCAUCUUCAAGUACUCCACGCGCACGGGCAUCGCCCGCCUCAUGGACAACUCCAACGGCGGCGAGACGGAGUACUCGGCCGUGGAGAACCCCUCACAGCUGUGAACCAACAGGCGGAGAACCUCAGGGUUUUGUUUUUUUUUGUUUUCUCACGUUUUCCUCCUCUUAUUCGUGCCUUAUUGCGCUCUCUGAACAAAGGUGCUGCUAAGUCGCUUCAAUUCAGGGUGGGUGCCUGUAGGGGUAUUGAGUCUUGAGUAUUGAGAGCAGUAUUGAGUCUUUAGGGUUUAGAGGGAAGAGAAGGAGAUGGUAGCUCUUUAUUUACAAAUGCAUUGUUCAUGCAUUCAUGUUGGCGUUAUAAACUGCUGUUACUGGUUGCCUUAGAAGAAUGGCAAAAAAAUCAUCACAAAUGCACUUAUUAUAAAGCUUUUUUUGUAUAGAGUUUCUGUUUGAACAACUUUUCUGUUAAAAGCCAAAUGGAAAAGUAUAUCUAUAUCAAAUUAGGUGGUCAGCCUGGAUCGUUAAGAGAGAUUGUUUUGUUCUGACUCACGCUAGAGUUAUUUGUAAAAGCUGCCCAUCGAAUGAAAACAAAGGAAAAUUAUCAGUAAAUCAUCAACAAACACUUGUUUUUUUUGUAAAUUCAGUACGCAUUUGAAUGUGGUUGUGUGCUUGUUUGUUUAUGUAUUUAUGUGAAGAUCUGAUCAUUCAUUCACCAUUUCUACAUCAGAUGGGCUGUUCAGCCUUGACUAUUAUGAGACUGUUUUGUUCUCACUCUCACUGGAGUUAUUUGUAAAAGCUGCCAAUUGAAUGAAACAGGACAAACAAAGGAAAAUUAUUUUAAAUGUAUGUAUCAACAUACACUUGUUUUUUGUGAAUUGAGUAUAAAAUGCAUGUAAAUGUGGUUGUGCGAUUGUUUGUCUAUGAGAUGACCAUUCAUUCACAUUUGAAAGUGUGGUUACAGUGGGGGCUACAAUUACAUAAAACCUGCCUCUGUGAAUAUAUUUGCUUGUAUCCAUUACUUAUAGAUGUAUAUAUUUUAGAUUUUCUAUGUAAUUUAAGUAUGUUGUCAUAUUUAUGUAUUCUUUUGAGUGCCAUGUUUUAUUGAUCAUUACAUUCUCUUGAACAUAUUUUGACUCACUGCAUCAAACAAGAGAACUGUAAUUUGUCACUUUGAAUUAAAUUGAAAGUACAAUAAAAAAAAUAAAUAAAAAAAAGCAACAGCUUUGAAGCAUAUCUA